Messenger RNA from Exophiala xenobiotica, 2706 nucleotides. RefSeq lists its product as uncharacterized. Gene Ontology annotation, molecular function: DNA binding; zinc ion binding; DNA-binding transcription factor activity, RNA polymerase II-specific. The transcript is spliced from 5 exons. Gene Ontology annotation, biological process: DNA-templated transcription; regulation of DNA-templated transcription. The coding region runs from base 231 to 2471 and encodes 746 amino acids. Lineage: Eukaryota; Fungi; Ascomycota; Eurotiomycetes; Chaetothyriales; Herpotrichiellaceae. The record is from RefSeq and is a predicted model, not a curated record.
CGCACGACCUAGGUCUACCGAUACUAACCACGCGCUGAUAUGUACAAAAGGGUUACACAAUUUCUACUCACGACUACAUCUUAGAUGAUAAGUGGCUCUGGUCAGGGUCCGGACACAGCGGAAAACAACCCUGACUUUGUACCUUGGGAAGAAAUCCAAGAUUAACCGGCUUCGGAUACCGUACCUGCUCACUGCUUUCCGACUGCGCAGAAGUAGACCUCUGUAAAGAUAUGACCAGCAGACGGAUUCUGCCUUCGUCGACACGAGCCGGUAUGGUACCUGGGCCGCCUCAGCCACAGACCCAAACGCCUCUGAAGGCUCGUUCUAAUGCACACAGCGCAUGCUUAUCGUGCCGGCGGAGGAGGAGCAAGUGCAGUGGACAAUUCCCUUGCCGGAAGUGUGUAGACCUCAAGGUCGAAUGCAUUUUCGCUCCCCCAGACACAGACCGCCGCAGCAGAUCUUUCCUGCGAUCCAUGCAGGUGGAUCAUGAGAACGAGCGCAGACUACUCAAGGAGGCCGUUCAGGAGCUCUCUCGCACCCUUCAAGAGCUAGCCCUCGAACCACCCAUGAACCCAGAGCGCCGCUCAGAGGUAGACGAAAUAUUGGCAAAGUAUUCACCUAGGGGUCAAGAGACGGUCAUUGUCGAGUCUGACGAUGGACUCUCCGGCGGCGAGCGGAAUUCUGCAAGUAGAGGCGAAACCCACAAAGGUACCUCACGGCUGGCAUCUCCAGGCCGCCAGGGCGAACUCUCGCAUAGAGUCGGCUUGGCGCAGGGAAACGGGGUCGCCGGUUAUUUGGGGAAAGCGUCUGAAAUAUCAUGGAUGCGCAGAGCGUAUAAGUAUCUAAAGCAACCGUCAUUGCGCGCACAUGGACCACUCCUUGAGGAAGACGACGAGGCCGAUGACCCUGUAACAGCGGCUAUGGCCUAUUACGUUGACGAAGCUGCGCUCUUGUCCAUCAAUGAAGACGUAGUCGACUUUCUAGCAUGGCCGGACUUCGAUGUUGCGCUGAUCCUGACGGAGGCAGCUUUUGACGCCAUGUCUGGUGUGUUUGGCUUUCUGGAUCGCGAACAAUUUCUUCAAACCUUGAUACAUUUCCCACGGUCGAAUACCUUGCCAUCAUGGAAAGAACGACGGUGGCUCGCGGUCGCCAACUUGGUCUGGGCGGUUGGCACCCGAUGGUCCGCUAUGAUCCUCCCAAGCUUACCCACUAAUAUCCCCGUUGACAACCAUCUGGUUUACUACGCCAGGUCGAGAGCACUUGGCCUCGAUCACAGGGUAGUCUUCGACCAUCCGGACCUCCAACAAACCCAGGCUAUGGGACUGCUUGCAUUCUUUUUACUCAUGAACAACUCCAUAUCUCGAGCGUGGACACUAUCUGGCAGUGUAAUACGGCAUGCCGUGUCACUUGGAUUGCAUCUGGCAGUCACGGACGCUUCCAUGGGGGGCGUCCAACGGGAGGAAAGGGCCAGGACCUGGUACGCACUUUACGCGCUAGAAGUUCUUCUAGCAGAAAUCACCGGCCGACCGAAAUCAAUCACGAUUGCCGAUGUUACCAUCCCUAUUAACGUGGAUCUUUUGCAAGAUCUGGGAGCGUCGCCACCUUCCUUAAGACGGGAAGACCCUUUAUACUUAUAUUCUCGCGGCGUAUGGCUGGAUUUUAUCAGUAAGUACGGCUACAUGUUCCACGAAACGUCCGAACGUGCUGUGAUGCAGCCGUCCACGCGAGACGAAGAACAGCAUACAUAUCUACAGUAUGCUUUUCAUCGCCUUCUCCUCAACCGUAUCAGCGAUCGUAUUGCGGUCCAUCUUUACGCCGGUAAACAGGAUAAACCUUGGUCGCAGUUCCAACGACAAGUUGAUGAGUUCCGCAAAGAACUAGCCCAAUGGGCCAAUAACCUCCCGGCCGAGUUGAAGAUUGCGACAUUACUCCCGUCAGGCGACCUUUCACGGCAGAGGCUUGAACUGAAUAUGUACUACCACAGCGUAUCUAUGAUCCUGCUCCGACCUGGUCUUUGUGAUAUACAUAUCCAGCAAGAAAGCCACACUUCUGUCGAGUGGGAUCGAGAGUGCGCGCGGUCCUGUGUUCAGGCAGCCGGCAACCUUGUGGCUCUUAUCCCAUAUGGGCCUGCAGGCCACGAGGCGUCUCGGCUCCUGCCUUGGUGGGUUUUGCUGCACUAUUUGAGUCAAGCCACCGCCGUCCUUGUCCUGGAAUUGUGCCUCGACGGUCAACACAUGCCUAAUGGUGCAAAGGAAAUUGUCCCCACAGUUAAUGCUGCAAUGGCAUGUCUAUAUCGUUUCACCGACCAGUCGUUGUCUGCAUAUAAAGCAUGGAGAAUCUACAAGCAGAUGUGCUCAGAGUUAUCGGCAAGGGGAGGCUUUGUUGGGAUCGAUGACACACCUGGCACCGGGCUGGUCCCUUUGGGUUGGACGGAGGAUCAAGAGAUGCUUGUUAUGAAUUUGUUUUCUUGACUGUGAACUGUGAGAAUCUCCAUCGGAUUCGCCAUGGCAUCCGAUCCCCGACAACACCAAGACGCAGAUGUCCUACCCAGGUAUUUCGAAUUGUUGGAUUGAGGGCCUACCUGGACUUUUUGGAUAGCAGACACGUGAUUAGCCUGAGAUGCUGAGAUAAUAUGACGACAUUCUUGUUCCAGGCUGCAUGACAGCGUCAGGCGCAGACACCAGUACUUGACUCAUUCAAGCAUCA